AUGACUUUUGAGAUUCAAAUGUUUCAGACCAUAUAUUCUAACAACCUAUGCCUGCUUCAGACACUGACUGUUUUGCUGCUGUUGGCUUCUGUAGAUGGGCAAGCUGCAGAUCUUCCAAAGGCAGUGGUGAACAUCGAGCCCCCAUGGAUCAAUGUGCUCAGGGAGGACUAUGUGACUCUGAAGUGCCACGGGGCAUACAUCCCGGGUAACCACUCCACCCAGUGGUUCCACAGAGGGAGCCUUGUGCCAACUGGGGUCCAGCCCAGCUACCGCUUUAAGGCCGCCUUGGAUGACAGCGGAGAUUACAGGUGCCAGACACCCCUGACCAGCCUCAGCAACCCAGUGCAGCUGGAAGUGUUUUCUAAAUGGCUGUUGCUACAGACCCCUAAGCUGGUGUUUCAGGAGGGGGACCCCAUUGCGCUGAGAUGCCACAGCUGGAGGGAUAAGUGUCUGUACAAGGUCACGUUCUUCCAGAAUGGAAAGUCCACGAGUUAUUCUAAUACAAAUUCUAACUUCUACAUCCCACAAGCAAACCACAGCCACAGUGGAGAUUAUCACUGCACAGGUUAUCUAGGAAAUCUGCUUCACCAGUCACACACUGUGACCAUCACUGUCCAAGGUUCAACAAUACCAUCCAUGCCACCACUCUUUCUAUCUUGGUAUCAAGUCACUUUCUUCCUGGUGAUGGGACUGCUGUUUACAGUGGACACGGGUCUGUAUCUCUUUCUGCAGAGAGAACUUCAAAGCUCAAAGGGCAACUGGAAGAACCGCAAGGCCAGAUGGAACCAGGGUCCUCAAGAUAAAUGA
Messenger RNA from Elephantulus edwardii (Cape elephant shrew), 807 nucleotides. Its product is annotated as low affinity immunoglobulin gamma Fc region receptor III-like. The record is from RefSeq and is a predicted model, not a curated record. Gene Ontology annotation, biological process: cell surface receptor signaling pathway. Bases 1 to 807 code for a protein of 268 amino acids. The transcript has 5 exons. Gene Ontology annotation, molecular function: transmembrane signaling receptor activity. Lineage: Eukaryota; Metazoa; Chordata; Mammalia; Macroscelidea; Macroscelididae.